AUGCUGCCAAUUGUUACACGUGGACCAGCGCGUGGUGGAGUGGAACCUGGCCUGAUUCAUCCGCUGCAGCUGAACAUUUGGCAUCAGAUGGAUGGUUUCCGGGUGAUGCUGUUGGAUGCGAAUCAUAUCCCGGAUUCUGUUAUGUUCGUAUUUGAAGGUGAACGCAUCUCGAUGGGGCGUGUACUGUUCACUGGAGAUUUCCGUGCUGAUAACCAUAAUGUUUGUCCUUUGAAGCGCAAAAUAUAUGUUGACGAUGUACGCUAUGAAAUAGCCGAGAUUCUUGGCUUGAGCGAAUAUUUUACAACUAAUCGAGAUGAUGCCAGCAUUUGGGCUUGCAACAGGAGAAAUCUUUUUUUUUUUUUUGCUUCGCUUAAAUAUAUUUGUCUAGGCUUCUGCAUAAUUUCAACCUGA
This is a messenger RNA of Gongylonema pulchrum, 411 nucleotides long. The record is from the annotation of a GenBank genome assembly. Lineage: Eukaryota; Metazoa; Nematoda; Chromadorea; Rhabditida; Gongylonematidae.